ACUUCGGUCUGGCGGCGGCCUAGGCAAUGCCUCUGCUGGUGGACGGGCGGCGCGUCCGUCUGCCACUGUCGGCUACGGAGCUGGUCCGAGCGCACCCGCUUCUGGAGGAGAGAGCCAGACUUCUCAGAGGUCAGUCUGUUCAACAAGUGGGACCCCAGGGCCUUCUGUAUGUUCAGCAGAGAGAGCUUGCAGUGACCUCCCCAAAGGAUGGCUCCGUCUCCAUUCUGGGUUCUGAUGAUGCUACCACUUGUCACAUUGUGGUCCUGAGGCACACAGGAAAUGGGGCGACCUGCCUGACACACUGUGAUGGAUCUGACACCAAAGCUGAAGUCCCCUUAAUAAUGAACUCCAUAAAAUCCUUCUCUGAACAUGCCGAGUGCGGAAGGCUGGAAGUCCACCUUGUGGGAGGAUUCAGUGAUGAUAGGCAGUUGUCACAGAAACUUACGCAUCAGCUUCUUAGUGAAUUUGACAAACAGGAUGAUGACAUUCACUUAGUGACAUUAUGUGUAACAGAAUUAAAUGACCGGGAAGAAAAUGAAAAUCACUUUCCAAUCAUUUAUGGCAUCGCAGUCAACAUUAAAACUGCAGAGAUUUACAGAGCUUCCUUUCAAGAUCGUGGCCCAGAGGAGCAACUGCGUGCUGCGAGAGCUUUAGCAGGAGGCCCAAUGAUUAGCAUUUAUGAUGCAAAGACAGAACAACUUCGAAUAGGCCCGUGUUCCUGGACGCCAUUCCCACAUGUGGAUUUCUGGUUGCAGCAAGAUGACAAGCAAAUCCUAGAGAACCUUUCUACUUCUCCUCUGGCUGAGCCCCCCCACUUUGUUGACCAUAUUAGAUCUACCUUGAUGUUUUUAAAAAAAUUCCCAUCUCCAGAGAAUAUACUGUUUCCUGGAAAUAAAGCUCUCCUCUACAGAAAAAAUAAAGAUGGCUUAUGGGAAAAGAUCUCUCCAGGGAACUAACAUCAGAUCUGGGUUACCGAAGAAUUCACCUUUUGGCCUGAAGAGACCGUUGCUGGUUUGGAAUUCACACCUGCGCACUUUUACUUCCUCCAUCCUUACUGUCUCCCGAAAUAAAGCCUCAUUUUGGCAAA
Messenger RNA from Rattus norvegicus (Norway rat), 1087 nucleotides. RefSeq names its product N-terminal asparagine amidase (gene Ntan1). Bases 27 to 956 code for a protein of 309 amino acids. Gene Ontology annotation, molecular function: protein-N-terminal asparagine amidohydrolase activity. The record is from RefSeq and is marked validated. NCBI's taxonomy places the organism in Eukaryota, Metazoa, Chordata, Mammalia, Rodentia, Muridae. The transcript is spliced from 10 exons.